This is a messenger RNA of Sorex fumeus (smoky shrew), 3314 nucleotides long. RefSeq names its product CUGBP Elav-like family member 1 (gene CELF1). NCBI's taxonomy places the organism in Eukaryota, Metazoa, Chordata, Mammalia, Eulipotyphla, Soricidae. Bases 82 to 1626 code for a protein of 514 amino acids. The transcript is spliced from 14 exons. Gene Ontology annotation, cellular component: cytoplasm; ribonucleoprotein complex; nucleus. The record is from RefSeq and is a predicted model, not a curated record. Gene Ontology annotation, biological process: mRNA splice site recognition; regulation of alternative mRNA splicing, via spliceosome. Gene Ontology annotation, molecular function: mRNA 3'-UTR binding.
GAAGCUAAAGCUGUGUGUAUUUGUGCAUCAGACAAGUGCAGCAAGUUUAUAUCAUUGGCUUCUGAAGGGGAGAGUGAGGUGAUGGCUGCGUUUAAGUUGGAUUUCCUCCCAGAAAUGAUGGUGGAUCAUUGCUCUUUGAAUUCCAGUCCUGUCUCAAAGAAAAUGAACGGCACCCUGGACCACCCAGACCAACCGGAUCUGGACGCUAUCAAAAUGUUUGUGGGCCAGGUUCCAAGAACCUGGUCUGAGAAGGACUUGCGGGAGCUCUUCGAACAAUAUGGUGCUGUCUAUGAAAUCAAUGUGCUAAGGGAUAGGAGCCAGAACCCUCCGCAGAGCAAAGGGUGCUGUUUUGUUACAUUUUACACCCGUAAAGCUGCAUUAGAAGCUCAGAAUGCUCUUCACAACAUGAAGGUCCUCCCAGGGAUGCAUCAUCCUAUACAGAUGAAACCUGCUGACAGUGAGAAGAACAAUGCAGUGGAAGACAGGAAGCUGUUUAUUGGCAUGAUUUCCAAGAAGUGCACUGAAAAUGACAUCCGAGUCAUGUUCUCUUCAUUUGGACAGAUUGAAGAAUGCCGGAUAUUGCGGGGACCUGAUGGUCUAAGUCGAGGCUGUGCGUUUGUGACUUUUACAACAAGAGCCAUGGCACAGACAGCUAUCAAGGCAAUGCACCAAGCACAGACCAUGGAGGGUUGCUCAUCUCCCAUGGUGGUAAAAUUUGCUGAUACACAGAAGGACAAAGAGCAGAAGAGAAUGGCCCAGCAGCUCCAGCAGCAGAUGCAGCAAAUCAGCGCAGCGUCUGUGUGGGGAAACCUCGCUGGUCUAAAUACUCUCGGACCCCAGUAUUUAGCACUUUAUUUGCAGCUCCUACAGCAGACUGCCUCCUCCGGGAACCUCAGCACCCUGAGCAGCCUCCACCCGAUGGGAGGAUUAAAUGCAAUGCAAUUACAGAAUCUGGCUGCGUUAGCAGCUGCAGCUAGCGCAGCUCAGAACACACCAAGUGGUACCAAUGCCCUCACGACAUCCAGCAGCCCCCUCAGCGUACUCACCAGUUCAGCAGGGUCUUCCCCGAGCUCCAGCAGCAGCAGCUCCGUCAACCCCAUUGCCUCCCUCGGGGCCCUGCAGACACUAGCUGGAGCGACAGCAGGCCUCAAUGUCAGCUCGUUGGCAGGGAUGGCUGCUUUAAACGGCGGCCUGGGCAGUAGCGGCCUCUCCAAUGGCACUGGGAGCACUAUGGAGGCCCUCACACAGGCCUACUCGGGAAUCCAGCAAUACGCUGCUGCGGCCCUCCCCACUCUGUACAGCCAGAACCUUCUGACGCAGCAGAGCAUCGGUGCUGCUGGGAGCCAGAAGGAAGGUCCAGAGGGCGCCAAUCUUUUCAUCUACCACCUGCCCCAGGAGUUUGGAGACCAGGACCUGCUGCAGAUGUUCAUGCCCUUUGGGAACGUCGUGUCUGCCAAGGUCUUCAUAGACAAGCAGACAAACCUGAGCAAGUGUUUUGGUUUUGUGAGUUACGACAAUCCUGUUUCGGCUCAAGCUGCCAUCCAGUCCAUGAACGGCUUUCAGAUUGGCAUGAAGCGGCUUAAAGUGCAGCUCAAACGUUCGAAGAACGAUAGCAAGCCCUACUGAGCGUGCUCCCCUCUGAGACUGGCGUGAGAGGGUCUCCUGAUUCCUGCCGUUUGUUCAUCGUUGUGCCUAAAGCAUGUCGAUGUGGCGUCAAGUACAUCGUCCAAAUCCCUGUCUCUUCAGCUUCUCUGAUGCUUGAACUCUCACCUUUGACCUUGUGUUGACCUUUGAUGCUGAUGUGUAUUUUUAUUAUGUUUGUUUCUUUCUUUGUUUUUUCUUUUUUUCUUUCCUUUUUUUUUCUUUUGUGCUGCCAAAUUGGUUUUGCUAGAACGACUGCUGAAGGGGAAAUAUUUAAACUUGCAUUUGAAUAUAAAAAAAAUCUAUUUUUCUAGAACUUCAUAAGAUAACCACUUGAUUUUGUGAUUCCAAUUCUUUGUAAUUGUCUUCAGAGCAGCCCUACUAGCACAUACCGCGUGGUGUUUGUAUUUCUGUGAACACACAGCCAGUCCGUUUCUAGGCUUUGUUUCUGUGUGCUUAGUUUUAAAGACAACUUUGAAGUAAACAGUGAAAUAAAAGAUGUCACUAAAACCUCUGAGGCUCCUGAGCACAUUUUGCUGAUAACAGUUUGUGGGGCUUGAGGAGACCACUUGUGUUUCUUAAUUUUUGUUUUUCUGAGUUCUUAACUGCAGAAAACAGCCGACCCCGUCCCCUUUUGACUGCAGACUACAGUCUGGGCCCAGCUGCCCUUUUUCUUGUUCCCUUUUAAUGAUUCUUCCUGUCACAGACUUACCUGGGAGUCCUCAAGGCCCCGCAGCCCCGCGUGCCCUCCCCCCUCCGUGCUUGUUCCUCCAGUCUCCACAGCAAAAUGUGAUGCUUUGAUUUUUUUUUUCGGUUUGUUUUUGUAUUGUUUUUGUGUUCUUGUUUUGAAUUUUUCUUUUCCUACUAAGAUUAUGCCCAGAAAAAAACAAGUUUUGCAUGUUUCCUGCUGUUUCUUCACACCUUCGUAUAUAUAUACAUAUAUAUAUAUCACCUUCACCUCUCUGUUUUCUAUAGUUUGUGCAAAAACUGAUCGAUUUAAAAGGGUUUCAAAGAAGCUGUUUUAAAUUGUUGUGGGGUUGAUUAAUUUUUUUUUUCAAGAUUGUACUGUUUUAUUUUGAAGCGGCAACUCUCUCCCCUCUUGCCCUCAGAGUGUUUGCCUGUGCACUUAGACUGUCCCCAGCUCACGGCCUCUGCUCCCUCAGAGGCCGGGGAGGGCCCGAGAGGGCAGGUGCAGAAUAGAACCCCGGAAGGCGGCUGCGGCCGAACAGGAGGCUUCAGUGCAUUAGGGAGUGAGCACCCCUCUGCCCGGAAAGGGGGGGGCGCUCGUAACCACUCAGAGGCACCCAUCUGUGCACUAAGGGCAGCACCCCUGCCCUGCCGGCGCUUUCCUUGGCGACAAGCACAAUACUACAGUCUUCACACUGUUUACAGCCCUGGGCCCCGCCACCCCCAAGGGCUCUUCACUGCGGCUCUGCUCCUGCUUGGCUAGUGGGGUGGGGGUAAGGGCAGGGAUCUUUUUUUUUUCCCUUCUUUCUUUCUUUUAAAUUGGGUGAAGAGCCAAAUAGCUACUGUUCCUGGGUGCCAGGCCAGCCAGUUCCCUGGUUCCCUGCUGGGAACUUGCCCUCCUCCCCCAGCACCAUCCAGCCUCAGGGUCUUAGGGGCUUGAGUGAGAAUGUGAAUGGCAGGGGAAGGGCGGGGAGCUGCGGAGGAGA